Molecule: messenger RNA, 4802 nt
Organism: Doryrhamphus excisus (bluestripe pipefish)
Lineage: Eukaryota; Metazoa; Chordata; Actinopteri; Syngnathiformes; Syngnathidae
Gene: mazb
Product: MYC-associated zinc finger protein b (purine-binding transcription factor)
Biological process (GO): regulation of gene expression
Cellular component (GO): nucleus
Source: RefSeq, a predicted model, not a curated record
GGCUCGAUGUGCACCGCCCUUUAAGGCUCGUCGUCCGCGGCUCGGUCGUUGAUGAAAAGUCGCGGCGCUGGUUCCGGUGCAGGUUCUGCGACGCAGGGGGGUGCCGAGCCACGAUCCGAUCCAGCUGGCAUGGAGGAGAAAAACAACCCCUGAGUGUAUUUUUCGUCGGCCGACACGCCUGGACAGGAAGGAAGGACGGGGGGAGGAGGAGGCCAGGACUCAGGCCGCGGGAGACGGAAGUGAGAGGGGGUUGCUCCGAAGAGGAAGCCCUAUCCCUUUAAAAGCAAGUGGGACAUAGCGGUGCGAGAAAAAGGAGAGGAGGGGGAGAAGAACGAGGAAUUAAAAAAGAAAAGGAAGAAAGAGACAGGGAGGGCGGAGGGAGUAGCGGGCGAUAAAAAAAGAAAGAUGACAUCCUCGCAGCUCAGCGGCCGAGGUGGAGCGACGGGCCGCGGCCCGGCGAGAGCGCCGCUUGCCCGGGUCGGGGCUUGACUCCGACAACGAGGCUUCGACAAACAACCGAGUGGCCUAAUCGGAGGAACUCGGAAACAUAGAUUGACUCAUUAAAAACAAAGCAUGACGUGUUUUAUAACCCAUAUUUGCUCUCCAGUGGGGGGGAAAUGACUUUUACUUCACUUGUGUCGUGAUUUUUUUGUAGCGUUUAUCUCGAGAGUAAGCAGGUUAUUGUUGCAUUAAUCCAAGCUAGAAGUUAAAGCAGAGCCAUUGGAGGUAAAGGUACCGGCCUGUGUGGGGUUUGUGCGGCCGACUUUCGUUCACUGCUGCGCCCAUUUGGCUUACAUCAUGCCACCUCCGUGACAUCAGCAGCUUGACACGUCAUUUUAUUAUUUUUUAAACAAUCCCGCCAUUUUUUGUUUUUAGCAUCGGGUGUGUCAAGCUUUUUUUUUUUGGAGGGGGCCAUCCAAGGUAUGCGAAGGCUGUUGUUCUCAACCAGAAGCUAGCUGACUUUAUAGCCUCCCUCUCAAAAUGGAUGCUGCUUGGAGCAAUUUCCUCUUCCAGGUAGGCUUGAGUACUCCCACCCAAAACCAAGCGGAGGGGAGCCUCCAAUCGGAGCUCAUGUCAGUGCACACAAGCUCUCCCCAAACCCCACCCACUGAGCACAUAGAUCAGCCUCCCUCCACCGUGGACACCACUGCCCUCAGCGAGGAACCCCUGCCCGGGGAGGCCCGGGGAUCUGAUGCACACCCAGCAGCCACUUCAUUAGUGAAGCCCGUGUCCCGGCCAGCCCGCGUGCCCCACGUCUGUGCCAUUUGCAACAAGCAGUUCAAGAACAACUACAACCUGCGGCGGCACCAGUCGGUCCACACCGGGCGGCCUGCCAAUCAGAACCCCACGCCGGUGAGGAAGAACCACGCGUGCGAGACGUGCGGCAAAGCCUUCCGUGACGUUUACCACCUCAACCGCCACCGCCUGUCCCACUCGGACGAGAAGCCCUUCUCGUGUCCUAUCUGCCAGCAGCGCUUCAAAAGGAAGGACCGAAUGAGUCAUCACGUGCGUUCCCAUCAGGGCGGCGUGGAGAAGCCCUACAUCUGCCCUCACUGCAGCAAAGCUUUCUCAAGGCCAGACCAUCUCAACAGUCAUGUGCGGCAGGUGCACUCCUCAGAGCGUCCCUUUAAAUGCCCAACUUGCGAGUCCAGUUUUGCCACAAAGGAUCGUUUGCGUGCCCAUAUGAUUCGCCAUGAGGAGAAGGUCCCGUGUCACAUCUGUGGCAAGCUCCUGUCGGCUGCUUACAUCACCGACCACAUGAGGGUGCACAACCAGUCCCAGCACCACAUCUGUCACCUGUGCAACCGCAGCUUCACCACGCUCACGUACCUCCGCGUGCACGCCCAGAAGCACCACGGUCAAGAGUGGAAGGACAGCCCAGGGGGUUUCGGUGGCACGACCACCGGCGGCGUCCUCGUCUGCCACUUAUGUGGCAUCCACUGCAAGACGCCUACCCAGCUCCAGGGCCACAUGGGUACCCACAGUGCCAGUCAGGAUGCCCAGAGCUCCGCCACCUCUAACAUCGCCGCCAGCAGCUCACUCAGCAACAUGGUGACAGCGCCCACUGUGUACGUGACCGGCGGCACGGUGGUGGACCUGCUGGUCACGGACUGCUCUAGCAUUGCGGCGCCGCAGUCGCAGAGUUAGCGAUAGCCAGCUGCAGCAAUAACCUCAGUCCUUUAAAAUGAGAGAGGGCAAGGUAAGAGAAGUGAUGUGUAGAUGCUGAUCUGUCCAUUGGGAACAUCUGAAAAAAAGUCACGGAUAUGUCAUCCUAAUAAUCUCGAGUACCGUAAAUCAAGGGUGUGCAAAGUACAGCUUGCGGGAUCAUUUUUGAACAAUAACACUAAUAGACUAAUAACGAUCUGUUUUUCCAACUACAGCAUACACUUAUGCUGUCUGUUUUAUUUAACCCUCCUCUUGUGUUUUACAUUUUAAUGCAUAAAAAGAAUCACAUAACAUUUGUUUAUUGCAUCAAGGCUUUUUGACUUUGUCAAGAAACUCUAUUUCAACAAAAUAAAACCAAAAAAAUUAUUUUUACUACAUUUUAAAAUGGUCUGGUUGAAAUUAUGACCACUGUAUUGUUAGGGUCGGUUUCGACACGGUAAUAAUAAUAUGACUAUAAAGCAAUAUUUUGAGGCAAAACUGAAAUCAUAAGUGUACAAUUAGCCAACACAAUGACAACCAGCUCCUCUUCUCAUCAUGGAAGCUUCAGGGGAUUCUCAUUUUCACCGCUUUUCCAGUAUACCAGCAGAAAAACAAUGUCCAGUUUACAUGUGAGGUGAAUUCACUCAUUUGAUUGGCUGAUUUCACAUUUACAAUUUGGAUCAUGGAAAGAAUGGCAAGAAGUACAGUGAACCAAGAUCUGGACCUGUUCUGCUUUUUCAUUUCACUUUAUACUAAAGUUCUGUUGCUGAAAACAACAACUUUUUCUACCUUUUCUUGACAUUAAUAUAUAUGGGUCAAAAUUCACUCCAACACCAUACAUGUUUCUUUACUGAUUAAUACUAAAAUGAGAAAAUAAAUCAAACUAAUUGAUUUAAGAGAUAUGUUCUAUAUCCCUCAGUAAUAGCCAGGUAACAAAAGAACCUUCAAUUUAUGAAUAUGAUUCUUUUGAGGUUCCUUUUAACCAUUUUUGGAAAUUGAAAUGGAGGGGUAUAGUGACAAAAAAGGCCUACAUGCCCACACCAAAAGUAUUAAAACCAACAUUUUCAUGGAUGAGGAAGCCUAAGAAGGUAACCAAGACACGAGAAGCAAAUUUGAUGGUAACUUAUUGUUUUUAGUGUAUUUUAUAGCUGAUUUAAUACAUGGGUCAAAACCCACCCGGUAACAUAAGAGAUGAUACCAGAAAGCUAACACAAGAGGAAGGUUAAAUAUCACAGUUAAUUGGUUUUAGCAGAGCAAAUAAUAUCAAAAUGUCCCCCGUCCUAAAGAAAGAAAUUACAUGAGGAGGUUACCUACAGCCACAAUUGUUAAUACCGACGUUUUAUGGCCCGGUGCUGCGACACGGGUGAUUAUUUGCUGUGGUUAACCGAACGAAGACUAUUGGACCAUUUACGGUACUCAAACGUGCUAACAGCUGUGUCUUAAUCGUGUCUACUCUAUUUACUCCACUGUCCUGUGCCCUCACACAACCUCCGACCCCCCCCUCCCAUAUUCACACCAGCGCUAAUCUUACCUCUUUUUCGCAGCUCACUGACUAUGACUAUUUAGUGCUUGUGUUCAAGAAUGACAACUUGGGGGAAAAAGUAAACAAACAAAAAAAUUAGAAGGGAAUCUGUCAUAGGUUCUCUUAGCAUGUUAAAAUUGUAUUAUUUUUUUUUGUUUUGUUCACUAGUUUAGUCAUCUUCUAAGAUCAGGACGCAAGUAUUGCAGGGGGUACUUCUUGGUAGAAAAGGUACAAAGUGACAAGCACCUUAUAAUGUCAUUGUUGAGGUUUCUUGCUCGAAAAGUCUUCCUCUCUGGGUUCGGCCAAGAAAAUAACUUUUAACACUUGCACCAGGAAGAAGAAAAAAAUCUACCUUUUGCAUGAAAAUAAGAUAACGCAGCUUGUCAAAAUGAACUUUUAAGUGGUUUCACUAGCUGUACAACAAUAAUAUGUGCUGAUUUUCAUGGGGAAAAAAAAAAAAAAGUUUGUCGGCCAUUCAUUUGAUUGUAACCGUCAUUGCCAUAGUAGUUUUUCUUUUGUUGUUCUUUUCUCAGUCUAAGUGACUGAAACGUAUACGUUUAGAUUUUAGUAAUAUAGAACACCUAACGUGAUCAUUUCAAAUCAUCUUUUUAACACGGGGACUUGUGUUGCUGAGAAAGGGCUUUAAAGUCGAGCUCCACAGGAAGUUGAUGCUGUAAACAAUUCCUGGUUUUGUACCCGAGUGCUUUUUGUGUGAAUACCUUGAAUUUUUGUUUUUUUUUAAUUUUCAUUUUAAAAUAUAUUCUUCCUUCCUGUUGCGAAAAUGUACUAAAAACAUUCAUUUUUAGAUUUUUCUUCCAUUUACAGUAAAAGAAAAAGAAUACCUCUAGAAAUGUGUACGGCUCUUGUGAUAUACAUCUUAAUGCCUUAUCAUACUCAACUGCAUUUUAAUUAUUUUAUGAUGAUCACAUCUUAGUCAUAGAUUCAUUCAAUAUUAAUGGGAUGUAUUUAUAUUUAUAUUUUUAUAUCUCAACAGUGUGCAUGUCCGAAAAAGGUUAGAUCAAAAGCAAAAACAAAAAAAAAAUCAAUAUCUGAUGCUUAUUACAGUCUUAUGUUCUUUUGUAGAAGACGUAGAGCUUAUGUUAUUAUUUUGUAAUUUGGACAAUUUUAAGUAAAA